UGCGUUCAUUUAAAUAAAAGGAAAUUCAAAUGUAAUGAAGAAAAUUGCGGCAAAAAAUUUACAACAAAGGGACAAUUAAUUGUACACAAAGUAAUACAUUCGGGAGAAAAACUUUUUAUUUGUGAAUUUAAAAAUUGUAACAAAAGCUUCAAACAAACUGCUAAUCUAUGGCGACAUAAACAGAGAUUUCAUUUAAAUAUCCGGAAAUUCAAAUGCACUUCAAGUGAUUGCGACAAAACUUUUAGUCAGAAAUAUGAAUUAAUAAAUCAUACAAAACGUAUUCAUUUAAAUGAUAAGCCAUUCAAAUGUAUUGAAUAUAAUUGUCACAAAUCAUAUGCAGUUAAAGACGGUUGUGUUCAUUUGAAUAAAAAGAAAUUCAAAUGUAAUGAAGAAAAUUGUGGCAAAAAAUUCAAGCGUAUGUCAUAUGCUAUUGUUCACAAACGCAUUCAUUCGGGAGAAAAGCUAUUUGUUUGUAAUUUCAAUGAUUGUAACAAAACAUUUAGUGAUUCCUCGAGUCUAUGGAAUCACAAAAGAAGAAUUCACACAAAUAUACGGAAAUAUAAAUGUCUUUCAAAUGAUUGCGAUAAAUGUUUUAUUACUAAAAAUUUAUUAACAGAUCACAUGAAUGCCAAACAUUUAAAUAUAAAUCCAUUUAAAUGUCAUGUGAAUAAUUGUCACAAAUCCUAUCAUAGUAAAAGAGGAUUAAAUAGACACAUAAAAUCAAAACAU
Messenger RNA from Medioppia subpectinata, 729 nucleotides. NCBI's taxonomy places the organism in Eukaryota, Metazoa, Arthropoda, Arachnida, Sarcoptiformes, Oppiidae. The record is from the annotation of a GenBank genome assembly.